Messenger RNA from Brenthis ino (lesser marbled fritillary), 1068 nucleotides. Lineage: Eukaryota; Metazoa; Arthropoda; Insecta; Lepidoptera; Nymphalidae. The record is from the annotation of a GenBank genome assembly.
AUGGUACAAUCACAAUUUUCACUAUCAUGGGAUUCCUACAAAUCAAAUAUAUGUUCGGGAUUUAGUUCUUUACAACAGAAUGGAGAACUUGUGGACAUGACCUUAGCAGCAGAGGGACAUUUUGUUAAAGUACAUCAAGUAUUAAUAGCUUUGUCAAGCCCUUAUUUGAAGCAACUUAUUUUAUCAGCACCAUGUCAACAUCCAGUAAUAUUUCUUAAUAAUAUGUCACAUGCAACAUUAUCAUUAAUAUUAGAAUACAUAUACACUGGAGAGGUAAUAGUACCAUCUGCGAAUUUAUCAUCCUUUAUUGAAGCUGCCAAAAGCCUUCACAUAAAAGGUCUAGAAAAUGUGGUUGAUGGUAGCAGUAAAGGUGCCAGAAUUGAAUUAAAUUUAGAAGACACUACCACAAGUAGUAUUUGCAGUAAAAGAGAUACAAAUAUUUCAGAACAGGUCACAUUGCCUUCAACUGCAAGAAAAAUAUAUAUAAAGCCAAAAGAUGAAGUGAAUCCAAUAACUGGGAACAAAAAGCCAUCUUGGAACAUAACUACGUCAGUUAGCGACAUACCGACCUACUCUAUGGUCACUGAUGAUACAGUACACGACAACAAUGAAUCCUUUAGUGACAGCAAUUUACAAUUAUCGGAGAAAAAUGAUAAGUGCAAAGCAGUAUCAUCGAACCUGCAAUUCACGGUGUCUAUCCGCGGCUCCCUGCAAGUGAUCCUAAACCGCUACAUAUACAACCUGCACUCGUCGCAGAGCUCGGGCGUGCGGCGCUGGCGGUGCAUCGACUAUCGUAACAAGAAAUGCUCAGCUUUCGUCGUAACUAACGGCAAUAUUGUUAUGAACAGAGCGAAUCCUCACAACCACUCGUUUCAUGAUAAGAAGAUUCUGGAUAAAAUAGAAAAGAACGCCGUCUACUCUGCGCUGGAUGAUGUACAAAACUUUAUAGACAAAGAAAAAGCUAAAGAUCGAGAAGAGUCUAUGGAAAGUGAAUAUCUUCCAAUGUCUUUUGCUAGUAUGACUAAUCUACCUGAAACGAAAAAUAUACAAUCUAUGAAUAAAAACACU